This is a messenger RNA of Eucalyptus grandis, 933 nucleotides long. Its product is annotated as 60S ribosomal protein L6, mitochondrial. Bases 265 to 579 code for a protein of 104 amino acids. The transcript has 2 exons. Gene Ontology annotation, molecular function: structural constituent of ribosome; rRNA binding. Gene Ontology annotation, biological process: translation. Lineage: Eukaryota; Viridiplantae; Streptophyta; Magnoliopsida; Myrtales; Myrtaceae. Gene Ontology annotation, cellular component: ribosome. The record is from RefSeq and is a predicted model, not a curated record.
AGAGAGAGAGAGAGAGAGAGUAAAGAAAGAAGUCCUCUUUCUCUCUCCUCCAGCCGUGGGGGGCGUCCCUGUUAGGGUUAGGAAUCGACUGCCACCGCCCUGCUCCUCCUUCUCAGCGACAUCCAUUACCUCUUGGAACGCAAUUCCGCCGUUGACCCAUCUCUUCCCUCCGCAAGCAAGCUCUCCUGAAUCAAACAUUCCGCGCCCUCCUCAUUCACUCUCAGAGCUGAUCUCAGGGGAAAUUGAGGCAAUCUGUUUUCUUUGAUGACAAUGGAGGCCAAAUUCUUUCGCUUUCUCAAGAUUGUUGGUGUUGGGUUCAAGGCUAGAGCGGAGUCUGAGGGACGCCUCUUGUACCUAAAAUUAGGCUACAGUCACGAGGUGGAGCUGACUGUUCCUCCUGCAGUGCGUGUCUUUUGCUUUAAAAACAAUGUGGUCUGCUGUACUGGGAUCGACAAGCAGAGGGUGCAUCAGUUUGCCGCUGCCGUUCGUAGUUGCAAGCCUCCAGAAGUUUACAAGGGCAAAGGUAUAAUGUACAUCGAUGAAGUUAUCAAGAAGAAGGCAGGGAAGAAGUCGAAAUGAGUGUGCAGAUGCAUACUGCUGCUGUAAAAUUAUUCAUAAUAAGACCAUGAGGCAAAAAUCACAGUUUGCUCUGUAAAACUUGGAGGGAGUUUUGUAGCUUGUUGUGAUCGAAUAUUUUUGCAGCCGAUUGCCUAGUUCAGAUUAGAAUCGAAAAUCACUUUUCUUUCAGGUUUUUAUUUUAUUUUAUUUUAUUUUAUUUUAUUUUUCUUCUUCCAUUUUCUGGUAACAAAGAUAAACCUGUGCUCCUUCUAUAGCUAUUUUCUAGAGCUAUUUAGGCUGAAUUCAUGGCUGUUGACAGAUUUGUCUACUAUAUAUGGAAGGACUCAAACGAGCUGAUUUAAUUUGUCCUCUAAA